Molecule: messenger RNA, 142 nt
Organism: Diversispora eburnea
Lineage: Eukaryota; Fungi; Glomeromycota; Glomeromycetes; Diversisporales; Diversisporaceae
Source: the annotation of a GenBank genome assembly
AUGGAAAGUAUUAAAAAUCAAUUGACUAAUACUAAAUUAUAUACUCCAAUUAUGAUUGAUGAAAUAAGAUAUCAUAUAAAUUAUAUUUAUUCCAGAUUAAGGGCAGUUGAGUCUGAGCUAGGAGAUAGAAAGACAGAUAUAA